AUGCCGAGCCAAACUGAGCAGUGGAUCCGCACUUCGUUGCGCACCCCGGGCAUUUUUAUCUUCGGAAUGGUCCUUGCCCCUUGCGGCUGGAUCCUAAACCUCACAGCGACAGUCUCUCCCAACUGGAGAACCAUCCACACUAUCCCCUCAAACCCGCCUGAUACGUUCCUUCAGCAAGGCAUCUGGGACAUAUGCCUGGCGUCCGACUCAUCCCGAGUGGUCCUCUGUAACCAAAAUGACAUAACCUACUUCAACAACCAGAUUAUAGUGGUCGCCCAGGGCUUGAUGGUAGCGUCUCUGAUACUGACUCUGAUCGGGCUGGCCACGGCAACCCCCGGGGUAAGGUGCUGGACAGACCACCCGAACUGGACAGUAGCCGGGCUGGGGGGAAUACUCAUCUUUCUGUCGGGAGUCAUGACGAUCAUCCCUAUUGCAUGGUACACUCACAUCCUCAAAAGCAUCGCAGCAUCCAGCACCGACAUUCGCGUCGGCUACUGUAUUAUUUUGGGAUACAUCGGGGGCAUCUUCGAGCUACUGGGCGGCUUGGUCAUGUGCAUCGGGAUGUGUCGUUGCUGUGGCGGUAAGAACCGCGGAGAGACGCGAAUCUCGGAGACCACCGCACACUUCAGAAACACCAAACCCCCACGGCGCCGCAUCGAGGUGCCUAGCAUCGCCCGAACCCUGAGCAGCGCUAGCAGCGUCCCCUACUCUAAAGACUCCAUGGAAGACGAGGCGGACUUCCCCCGGGCAAAGAGCACCUCGUACGGAGGAAGACGACCUGCUUAUGACGCUGAUCUGUGA
Molecule: messenger RNA, 801 nt
Organism: Coregonus sp. 'balchen'
Lineage: Eukaryota; Metazoa; Chordata; Actinopteri; Salmoniformes; Salmonidae
Source: the annotation of a GenBank genome assembly